Messenger RNA from Aspergillus bombycis, 1908 nucleotides. RefSeq lists its product as uncharacterized. NCBI's taxonomy places the organism in Eukaryota, Fungi, Ascomycota, Eurotiomycetes, Eurotiales, Aspergillaceae. The coding region runs from base 1 to 1908 and encodes 635 amino acids. Gene Ontology annotation, molecular function: protein binding. The record is from RefSeq and is a predicted model, not a curated record. The transcript is spliced from 2 exons.
AUGUCGAUGAGAAUGCAACUCGGCCGGGUCGACUCCUUGUUUGCCCACGUGGAAAAGGACUGGUGGAAGGAUGCCCAUAAUGAAAUGUAUCUGUUCACAAACGGCGACUGUGUGGAGGAUCCCGCGAUUACCGACACUGAAUGCGACGAACUCCUUCGAAUCCCUAGCAUACAAACGCUCUUCGAGCACUCGACUGGCACCUCCCCCAUGAAAGUUCUGGAUCUGUGUUGUGGACAAGGUCGGCACACCAUCAAUCUUGCGAAAAGGUUCCCGGCGGUGGAUUUCCAGGGUGUGGACCACAGUGCGUAUCUUCUCAACAUCGCCCGCGAGCGGGCUGCGGCAGAAAACACCGGUAGGAACACGGUCUUUCUGGAAGGGGACGCCCGACAAAUCCCCGCUGCAAAUGACAGUUUUGAUCUUGUCUUGCUCAUGGGGAAUUCGUUCGGGUACUGUAGCGAAGAAGACAACGCCCAGCUUCUCGCAGAAGUCCAGCGAGUCCUAAAGCCACAGGCCAUCUUUCUGAUGGACAAUGUCGACGGAGGCUGGAUGAGAUCCAAUUUCACACCGGGCGGAUGGGAGUGGAUUGCUGAUACUCCCACGGUGAGGGCCAAGAGUGGCGCAAAGACGACGAAUGGAAAGCUCCUGGCUUGCCGGGAACGGGAGAUGUCGCCAGACAAGAAGACGAUGGCAAGCCGAGAGAUUGUGAUCGACUUGGAUGGUCCAUCCGUAUGUCAAGAUUUGUUCUAUUCGGUUCGGCUUUACGACCUAGACGAAAUCAAAACCCUUCUCCACACCAACGGACUAGCCAUGAUGACCGAAGAUGUCAGGCAGAUGUCCGGUCCGACGAGUGAAUCUGUGGCCGACCUUGGUAUGAUGGAGAGUCGACAAUUGGUUGUCGCACAGAAGACCCGGACGACCGUUACCGCAAACAAUUUCUGUGCUCAGGAUAUGGACACAUACAUCCAUCCGAACUUGGUCCAGAGCUAUGACCCGAUCAAAGGGAGAAUGGUAGUUCUUUCCGCCCCUGUUCCUGCGGGAACAGUUCUUUUAAAAGACGCACCCUACGCAAUCGUUCCCGCCGUUCACCCGGCCCGGAAUGACGCCGUAUUGUGUAGCAGCGUGGAGUGCCGUCGCCGACUUCCACAGGAUGCAGGAGGUAUCCAUUGCCAAGAGGAUUGUCUUCAGGAUGUGGUUUGGUGCAACAGUCAUUGUCAAAGUGCUGACCAGACUCGGCAUGACUUGGAAUGCUCCUGGCUCAAGCGUCAUGGACUAACCCUCCGGGAGACAGAAGGGGAGGAUGACUUUGCCAUGCUGUGGAUUAUUGUGCGCAUAUUUGCAAACCGGCAACUCGAGCAGCAGGCACGGACUGAGGAACGCAAUCAUCUUCACUGGGAAAGUCGGUUCCAGCGUGGGUGGGAAUCCAUCGAUAUGUUUCGGGGCAAUCAAGAACAGUGGCCGAAAGAUCGACUGGAACACUGGGAACGCCUGAUCAAGACGUAUCUUAGUGAUGUCCCAUGGCUUCCAAAUACGCAGGAGGUAUUGUCCUUACUUUGCAAAGAGGAGGCCAACUCCUUUGGCCUCUACCCAGGCGUUACCGGUGUGUUUCCGUUGCCAGAUCCCCCGGUAGAACGUGGCAUACAUUAUGGACUUGCGGUUUAUCCCAGAGCAACCAUUUGCAAUCACUCUUGCCUUCCAAACAUCAUACAUGGGCCGGAUGAUCGUGGACGGAUGGUUUUCACCUCCCAGCGCGACAUUGCCGCAAACGAGGAGUGUCAGAUCAGUUACUUCGAUCUCUCAAAAUACGUGGACGUCCAAGCGAGGCAAAAGGUGCUCCAGGAUUAUUUCACAUUCUCUUGUGUCUGCAGACGGUGCCAGGAGGAACAGAAAACCGAGAGCCACGAGCAUUGA